Messenger RNA from Phlebotomus argentipes, 1637 nucleotides. RefSeq names its product probable splicing factor, arginine/serine-rich 7 (gene Srp54). Gene Ontology annotation, molecular function: RNA binding. The transcript is spliced from 2 exons. The coding region runs from base 113 to 1579 and encodes 488 amino acids. Gene Ontology annotation, cellular component: nucleoplasm. NCBI's taxonomy places the organism in Eukaryota, Metazoa, Arthropoda, Insecta, Diptera, Psychodidae. The record is from RefSeq and is a predicted model, not a curated record.
AAAAUCGCCAUUUUCCACCAUCGUAGUGGCGUGAAAACGUUUCUCUGAGAUUUAUCCGUGGAAUAAGGGCUUCUUCCCGUGGGGUACACUGUCGGGCAGUGGUGCAGCUAUCAUGGCUGGUGGCGGAACAACGACGAAAGUGGUGCAAAUCACCAAUAUCGCCCCACAAGCGACCAAAGAUCAGAUGCAAAAUCUGUUUGGGAGCAUCGGGAAAAUUGAUGAUUUGCGCCUCUAUCCUACGAUUAGAGAUGUCUCGUGUCCUGUGGUGUCGAGAAUCUGUUACGUGAAGUACCAGGAGAGCAGCAGUGUGGCCGUGGCGCAGCACAUGACGAAUACCGUCUUCAUUGACCGGGCUUUGAUUGUCAUUCCCGUGUACUCAGGCUUGAUUCCGGAUGAGUACAAGGCGCUGGAGAUGUCCACCAGUGGAACCCUUGUGCCUGGACUGCAGUCUGCUGGAUCCAAACUACCUCCGGAGCUGGUUAAUCGCAUCGACGGCGUACCGCCGAGUCAAGUCAUCAUGACAUCUGAUCCCAAGCUGGACCUCCACAAACUGCCGCCCUAUCCGCCGUUGCCGGUGAAUUUCGAUGCGAGGAAGAUCGAGGAAACUCGAAGGACCAUUAUGGUUAUUGAUGUGUGCUCCGACUGGACAAUUGAGGAUCUUAUGGAGUUCUUCAGCCGCGCUGGGGAAGUGAAGUACGGCCGAAUCGCCGAGGUGGAGUACACCCGACACGCCAUGAUCGAGUUUACGGAGCAAAAGUCCAUAAUUGAGGCGCUGAAGCUUCACGGAGUGGACUUCAAGGGCUCUCCGGUGAGUGUUUAUCACUCCACACAGCCCAUCACGAAGCCCGAGACAAAGAGCAAUGAAGCGGCUCAGAAGGAGAUCGAGGAGGCGAUGUGUAUCGUGAAGGAGGCGCAGAAUAUGAUCUCAGCCGCGAUUGAUCCGGUCAUUGGGAUGUUGUCUAAAGACAAGAGCGUCCCCAGUCGAUCUCGGCGCUCGAGAUCGCGAUCGCAUGAACGCCGACACUCCAGGAGUCGCUCCAGGAAGCGCUCGUCCUCCAGAAAGCGCUCGAAAUCACGUCGUCGCAGCCGUUCUCACUCCCGGCGAAGUCGCUCGCGCUCCCGAUCACGCUCCAAGCGCUCUAGACGCCGUUCCAGGAGCAAAUCGAAGAGCUCAUCUUCACGCUCGCGGAAGCGUGAGUCCUCCAGGCGCUCUCGCUCGCGUGAGCGACGUCGCAAGUCUCGGUCACGCCAUCGUAGCCGCAGUAGUUCGAGGUCACAUCGCCGCUCGUCGCGGGAGAGGAAGACCUCUUCGAGAUCUCACAGGCGAGAAGAGCGGAGGCGCAGUCGCUCCCGAUCGCGAUCCAAGAGAAAAGAAUCCAGCCGCUCGUCGAGACGUCAUCACACGCCGGAUUCCUCGAAGCGGUCCAAGGAUGAGAAGAUACAGCGGGAUUAUGACGAUGAGGAGAAGAUAGGCCAACCGGCCGACGAGGCGCCUCCGCCACCGCCGGAGCCCAAACAGCCGGCGCCGCCGCGCACGCCAUCGCCCGAGAAGUCGGACAACAUGGACAUUUCGCCGUAGGGCGGUUUUUCAGAUUUUCCUGUAGAUGCACAGAAAAUAAACCGGCAAUGAAAUAAAA